AAUUAUCGAAAAGUGUUCGCAUUGGAAAAAUACAUCAGCUACAGUUGCGUCGAUGCCUCUCUGAUAAACCAAAAUUCAAAGCAAUUGGCCCAAACGAAACAAGGCAUGUCCAGCGAUUCAAGCAGCUCCAGCUCCGAAGAUCACCGGCGCAAGCGCAAGCAUAAAAAGCAUGGAAAAGAUGUCGACAAGAAGUUCAAGAAAUCUAAAAAGAACAAACGUGAAAAGCGACACAAGGAAAAGAAGCGCAGCAAGCAAGACGAGCCGAAGGAGCAACUACCUCCACAGCUGCCAGUACCUGCUCCAAGACAGUUACCAGAUCCGCAGGACAAUGCCGAUGCCUUUGGACCAGCCCUGCCGCCACAUUUGCUCAAGGAGCCAAAGCCACCAGCGACGACAAUAAUUGGUCCUGUGAUGCCCAGCAAUCUGACUGAAGCAGCCAUAGUUGAAAGCAUUCCUGCUCAAUCCCAGGCAGAUAACAAUAACGAUGAUGAUGAUGUGACGGGCACUUUUGGCCCAAUGCCAAAUGCAACACAAGUGGAGCUGGAGGAACGCGCUCUGGCCUUAAAGCUGGCUGCACUGGAAGGCGGCUCCUUGAGUGGUUCUACUGCAGAUCAAGAUGUACGCGAAGAGUGGAUGCUGGAGCUGCCGGAAGUGGGGCUUAAGAGCGGCUUGGCAGCGCUCAACAAUAUGAAGCGCACCUUUUAUCAAGGCAAGGAGCGUCCAGAUUUCAGCGAUCGCAGCUCCUGGACAAAGACACCGCAGAGUGCAGCAGCGGGACCUAAACCAUGCACAUCCAAGGACAUGGAGCAAGCUGCCCAAGCCAAAUAUGAGCGUCAACGGGAUGAGGAACAGGAAAGCAUUGCAAAAAAGCACAAAAAGAAGCACAAAAGAGAUGAGUCGCUGGUGGAGUUACACCAGAAGAAACUGCGCAAGGAGCAGCGUGAACGGGAAAAAGAACUGGCUGCAUCCGGCUCCAGGCCAGAACGGCGACCUUUCAGUCGCGACGUGGACCUAAAACUCAACAAAAUUGACAGUAAUCAAACGAAGCAAAUUGUGGACAAGGCCAAGAUCUUAAACACAAAGUUCUCAAGUGGACAAGCCAAGUACCUUUAAUAAAUAAACUAAGCAAUAUAUAUAUGUAGUCUUAAGGAGGUAUACAAUAAAAAUAGAAUGCGUUUUUAAU
Messenger RNA from Drosophila innubila, 1183 nucleotides. RefSeq names its product GPALPP motifs-containing protein 1. Lineage: Eukaryota; Metazoa; Arthropoda; Insecta; Diptera; Drosophilidae. The record is from RefSeq and is a predicted model, not a curated record. Bases 106 to 1113 code for a protein of 335 amino acids. The transcript has 3 exons.